ACAGCCGAUAUAGGCCACCGUACCGGAUUAGCGAAAUCAGCGAAUGGCGGAUUGAUCGCUGGCGCUGUGCUUUCUUGCGAUUUUAUGUUUUGCUGAAGAAAAAGAUACCAAGUUUUUGAUUCAACUUUACCAAGCCCUCGUGUUUCUGAUCGUGAUCAACCAACAUGGCGCGCGGCCAACAGAAGAUCCAAUCCCAGCAGAAGAACGCCGAGAAAAUGGCCAAACUGAAGAAGGGGACCAGUCAAAAGGCUUCAGCCGCCAAGGCACUCACCUACACAUGCACCGUCUGCAAAAGUCAAAUGCCGGAUCCCAAGACCUACAAGCAACACUUCGAGAGUAAGCACCCCAAGAGCCCCCUGCCUGCUGAACUGCAGACCGCCAGCGCGUGAUGACAGGCAUUCCUAGAUACAACAGCAAAAGCAACAACAGUAAGUGUACUUACAGCUAGU
Messenger RNA from Patiria miniata (bat star), 449 nucleotides. Its product is annotated as zinc finger protein 706-like. NCBI's taxonomy places the organism in Eukaryota, Metazoa, Echinodermata, Asteroidea, Valvatida, Asterinidae. The transcript is spliced from 3 exons. Bases 165 to 389 code for a protein of 74 amino acids. The record is from RefSeq and is a predicted model, not a curated record.